Ostrinia furnacalis (Asian corn borer) is the source of this 879-nucleotide messenger RNA. Its product is annotated as gamma-interferon-inducible lysosomal thiol reductase-like. The record is from RefSeq and is a predicted model, not a curated record. Lineage: Eukaryota; Metazoa; Arthropoda; Insecta; Lepidoptera; Crambidae. Gene Ontology annotation, molecular function: oxidoreductase activity, acting on a sulfur group of donors, disulfide as acceptor. The transcript is spliced from 4 exons. Bases 108 to 791 code for a protein of 227 amino acids.
UCAGAAUGCAAAAGGGACACUGACAAUUUACAAAUAGCAGACAGACAGUCUCCGACCGCAUAGCCGUUAGUAUUUUUGCUGUAGCGUUUGUUACUUGCAUAUAAAUCAUGAAAGGUUUGACAGUAAUUAUUAUUGUUGUGUUGUGCUGUGCCGCCUCAGAAAGAACUUUAGCAAUGAAUAUUAACUCGCAGUCCAUUCGAAAUCAAGAAAUAGUAGAAUUAGUAUUUCUACCUGAAUAUGAUAAAGUGCAAGUCGUACUACUAUAUGAGACAUUAUGUCCGGCUUGCAGGCAAUUUGAUACGAGUGACUUUAAGUUACUGAUCCAGGAACUGGACCUAUAUGUAGAUAUUCACACUUACCCAUAUGGAAAUGCACACGAAAAAGUAAUAAAUAACGAAACCGUGACAGUUUGCCAACAUGGUCCAACGGAAUGCUAUGGGAACAUGCUGCAUGGGUGUGCGCUGAACCUCCUAAGCAAUACCACUAAGGCACAACUCUUCAACAGCUGCACAAUGGAAUCGCAGUACACAGACGCAUCUUUUGAUGAUGCUGCUUACCAAUGUGGAAGUAAAAUGUACAUCGCAGCAGAUAAAAUAGUGGAGUGCGCUAAGAAAGAUGAGGCCAAACUAAUUUUAUCAGCAUACGGGAAGAAAUCCAGAAAGUACACGUACGAUUAUGUACCCUUCGUUGUUAUUAAUGGAAAGGAAUGGACAAACCACGAUCAGGAUUUGAUAAAAGUUGUAUGCGCAGAAUUCAAAAAUCCUCCUCCUCCUUGUAAACAAUAUCUAUAGAUACUUAGUAAUUACUUAUUAAAGUAAAUCUUCUACUUUAAAUCUCUUAUCUUUAUCUCAAAAACAACCUAAGUACAUAGAGUCUAUA